Lineus longissimus is the source of this 2694-nucleotide messenger RNA. RefSeq lists its product as uncharacterized. NCBI's taxonomy places the organism in Eukaryota, Metazoa, Nemertea, Pilidiophora, Heteronemertea, Lineidae. The transcript is spliced from 11 exons. The record is from RefSeq and is a predicted model, not a curated record. Gene Ontology annotation, cellular component: membrane. The coding region runs from base 167 to 2215 and encodes 682 amino acids.
CAUUCUUGAUUAUCGAGAAGUCAAGCCGAUAGCAGACCGAACAGGGACGUGCUGAAAGGAAGAAUUAAUGUUUUUGAGUGGAAACAUAGGCGUCAUUUCAAACUUCACUGGUCAGCUAAAGGAACGCGAAGAGUUUUGAAAAUAGCAGGACUGAAUUGACUACAAGAUGCGUCUUUGUGUCUUCAUCGGACUGCUGACCGUGGCCCUGCACCAACUUCUGCAGGUGUCUUCUGAACUGACGUUUGAAGGUUGCUACGCUGGAAUCCUGGAGCACCAAGGCGAAUCCAGCUUCCGUCAGAUGAACGACAACGGCGCCUGCGUUGAGGAUUGUCGUCAGAAAGGUUACAUUUUAGCUGCAACCAGGAGUAAGGAGUGUCACUGUACUCAUUCUUUCCCCACACAGAGAAUUGCGUCUGGCGGAUCAGUAUUUGCAUCAGGAAAAGACAGCAGCUGUAACAUGCCAUGCCCAGGGAUAGUCGAGACGGAUGGGUGCCGUGCUGACGAGUGCUGCGGAGGCAGAACCAAGGACGGAGACAAGGCCUACAGUGUUUAUGCCGUCGGAGGAAUUGAUGUUCCAGCUCAAGUAUGGAAACGAGUGCAGAAGAAUCUAUUUGAUAAUAUAGACACUAGGAGAUAUGGGCGGAUGCUUCUCUUAUGGCAGCAAUUGGCAUGCGAAGUGUUCGAACCGUUUGCCAGCAAGGUGAUGUCUCGGCAGAAGAACAUCAAGACCGCCGCUAGUCUCGCUCGCUGUCAGAGUUACUGUGACCGCGAGGUCUCCUUCGCUUGCCUCGCCUACUCCUACACACAGAUCCAGCGCGACGGGGAGAACUACCUUGGGGAGUGCAAGCUGUAUGACCAUCUCACCCCACUGACGAAUAAAGACGCUAAUACCAAGUUAUUUAUUCGGAAAUGUAUCUUAGAUAACACCAGCGGUAAUUCAGCCAGCGCAGGUCCUCCAACAGUUCUCUACGACGGCGGAGAUAUUACCCAAGAGGGUAUCAGAGGUUUUCUCACAACACGCAAGCGGCCCCUCUUGAGGAAUAGCUGGGCCAAAGUCUGUAUGAGCGACAAAGCCGACAGUAACAAUUUGGUCGCCGACAUUGGAUGCCGACAGAUUGGAUUCUACGGAGGCUAUGCGUGGCCUUACAGGGCGGAGGAGAGUGAACCCAUGUCAUUGACGCGCGUCGAACUUCUGUGUCGCGAGGGAGCGAAUACGUUACAGGAAUGCGUCUGGAAAUCCCGCAGCACUUGUCCAAAAGGUGCAAUGUACGUCUACUGUAUAGGGAGGGGCCCAAUCAUGAUCAACAAACGACUUUCCUUGGAACUGCAGAACUACAAACGUGAACUUGAAGAUCAGAUGCCAUUGUCCUUGACCCCGAUGGAAAGCUAUGACCUUGAACUUGACAACAUUAACUCUAAUGUCAAUCAGAUGCAAACAUACAUGAAGGAGACUGAAGAAUCGUCCCAAAUGGUUUGGAGGUCGGAAACGGGCUUCCAAGAGGGACAGUCUAAGACCAUCUCAUCCACCAAGUCAAAGGCAUGGUCUGUGGGAGGGUCUGUCGGAACCAGCCUUGACAUGUCCGUCAGUGCCACAGUUGGCGGGGGAUUCCUUACCGCCAAAGCUAGUGUGACCACAGAAGUCGCCACAAGCCUUAACACCGAGGUCUCUCACGCUACGUCUGGCAGAUCCACGGACUCCUCCUCUGGUACCAAGGCAACUAAGAACAUCUUCAGCGAGGGUUUCUCCAAGACUGUUACCAAGGUGAAAUCGGUGAGGCAGACCUACAAUUUAAUGGUGCCACCCUUUCAUCGAGGUUUCAUGAACUUUUUCAAGGAAGAGGUACCCAUGACGCUCAAAUGGCGCAGCACGUUCUGGCUUGGAGGGAAUAUUGAGCUUCAAUAUGGACCACUACAGAAGAACAUCUCAGUGGUGAAUCUGCUGAUAAACACUCAGCGAACGUUCUUCACGCUGGGCUCACUUAGUUACAAAACAACCAAGCUGAUAUCACAGAUCACCCUCAAAGAUUCCAACGGCAAGACCACUGCCCCAAUUGACCCGAACGGCGCUCAGUGCAGCCAGCCAGAUUGUAAGCGCUGGUAUGGUGACGAGGCAAUGUGUGACGGCGUCGCCUGUGUCACAGACUUCGCCAUCGACUGUAACGUGGAUCUACAAGAAUGUCUCAAAGAGAACUCCGAGUUGAUAUGCGAACGGUAGAAUCGCAUCAAGUGUCCAGCAAACGAGAAAUUUUGCAUAAGACAAUCUCUUGUUUGAGGGGAGCAUCGCAGCUGCCAGUGACACGGAUAAUCGGUCAUUACUGUGACCUGCCAUUAAUAUCAAUAACAUCGAUGACAGGUUUUACCUUUUGUAGAUCAUUGCUGCAGUUGUAAUUACCGCAGGUUAAAAAUCAUCGAUCAACAAUGCCGAUCUACCGGCGUAGAUAUCCAUGAGAAGACUUUACGAUUGAGGUUCACCGACGGCAAGUCUGCAUGCGAUCAACUGACUUAGAUAACUCCCUGCUGUGAACAGUAAUAUUCAGGACAAGCUUGUGAACGAGGCGAUGAUUAGAGACUAAAAGGAUGGUGGAUCACCUUUUAUUGUUGGUUUUUAAGAAAAUAAAAAAUCAUACAUUUCUGUUAAUAGAUAGUGACUAUUUCCAUAAAUAAUCUGUGAAACUAUUAAAGAUACUACAUUGU